AUGCGCAAGCGGCCGCCGGCCGAGUGGGCUGGUUGGCAGAGGUGGCUCACACGUUUUGAUAGGGGCGCUGUCGUUGGAGGACGUGUGUGAACUUGGCUGUCCCGGACCCCGGUGGCUGGGGUGCGGGGCUGCCGCCAUGAGGUUGAAUCAGAACACCUUGCUGCUGGGGAAGAAGGUGGUGCUGGUACCCUACACCGCAGAGCAUGUGCCUAGGUACCACGAGUGGAUGAAAUCGGAGGAGCUGCAGCGUUUGACAGCCUCGGAGCCUCUGACCCUGGAGCAAGAAUAUGCGAUGCAGCGCAGCUGGCGGGAGGACUCGGACAAGUGCACCUUCAUUGUGCUGGACGCAGAGAGGUGGCAGGCCCGGCCGGGAGCCGCUGAAGAGAGCUGCAUGGCGGGGGAUGUGAACCUCUUCCUCACAGACCCGGGGGACCCCUCCCUGGGGGAGGUGGAGGUCAUGAUCGCAGAGCCCGGCUGCAGGGGCAGGGGCUUUGGCACCGAGGCCGCGCUCAUGAUGAUGUCUUACGGAGUGACCAAGCUGGGUCUCACCAAGUUUGAGGUGAAAAUCGGGCAAGAAAAUGAGCCGAGCCUGCGGAUGUUCCGGAAACUUCAUUUUGAGCAGGUGGCAGUGAGCAGUGUCUUCCAGGAGGUGACACUCAGACUGACGAUGAGUGAGCCGGAGCGGCGGUGGCUGCAGGAGCAGACCAGCCAUGUGGAAGAGAAGCCCUACAGGGCGGGGUCCUAGGAGCCCUGGGGGCAGAGCCCCGCAGCAGGGGGUGAGCGCGCCAGGCCUGGGGGCAGAGGGCUCCUGGCGCCUCUCCAGGCUGGGAGUCAGCCUCGGGGCCCUCCAGACUCGCUGGACUUGUCUUGGCCUCCCUCGGGCUGGCAGUGUGGCCGAGUGACUGCAGGGGCCCCCUCCUCCUGGCCAGGCCUGGACUCAGACUCUUGGAACCUGGAGUGCAUGGCACGAGCCCAUGGGAGGAGCAGGGCCGAGGGAGAGCCGGAGAAACGGGGAGCCCGGUGAACGGGCCCCCUCUGAAAGGCCAGGGCUGCCACUCAGGGGGCCUCGGCCCUGGCCGGGAAUAAAGCACCGUGA
Molecule: messenger RNA, 1096 nt
Organism: Phyllostomus hastatus (greater spear-nosed bat)
Lineage: Eukaryota; Metazoa; Chordata; Mammalia; Chiroptera; Phyllostomidae
Gene: NAT9
Product: N-acetyltransferase 9 (putative)
Exons: 7
Coding region: 137-745 (202 amino acids)
Biological process (GO): protein acetylation
Molecular function (GO): N-acetyltransferase activity
Source: RefSeq, a predicted model, not a curated record